UAUAUAGCUUUGUACAAUUACGAACCAACGAUGCCGGAUGAAGUGGAAAUCAAGGCAGGAGAAAUUGUGACGGUUUGGGAAAAAUGUAAUGAAUGGUUCCGUGGUGAAACAGGUGGGAGAUCUGGAUACUUCCCUGGGAAUUACGUUCAGAAGGCUGAAGAUGAUGAUCAAGCUGCACCUCUAAUUGGGAAGACACGUUCACCUGAUACGAUUCAGCUACGAAGGAGUAUGUUGCAAAUAAGAACGGAUACAAUAACCACUCAUUACGUGCAUGUUCGCGACAUUGAGCAAAGACAAACACCAGGGUCUCCAGUUUUAAGUACAGAACGAGAGGAGUCAGCACAUCAGGAUCAUAUAUUUCAUGUCCAAUCAUGUCAAGAUAUGAUAUCGGUACCUCAACAAAAGCCAGAAAAAUUUAUAGCUAUGUGGGAUUACAAACCAACAAUGCCGGAUGAAAUCGAAAUCAAGGAAGGAAAUGUAGUGACGGUCUUGGAAAAAUGUAGUUCAGAUUGGUUCCUUGCUGAAGUAAGCGGGAGACGUGGGUAUAUCCCUUGAAAAUUACGUAAGGAAAGCUGAAGAUAUAAAUCCAGGUGGUGGCCUUACAAAUGAAUUGGAGAAUGCAUUACUUCGUCGCCGUGCUACGUUAGAAAAAAGUUCUUCAAAUGAAAAAUAGAUAUGUAACUUACAGAGAGCGAUACUUAUAUUUCAUCAAUAUCAAAUCAAGCCAAAUUGUUAAUUAAAGAAUAAGACAAAAUGUAUAUACACGAAACAAGACUAAUUAUAUCACAUCAUAACGAAAUAUAUCUUAUUGUAUUAUUCAAAUCACUUCAUAACCAUGAAUCAUAUAAGAGUUACACAGAUAGUAUGUUCUCCUGUUUUCACUAGAACAUUAUAUAGCGUAAACAUUUUAAAAAAUACUAUACAAUACUGUUUAUCCAAUUCACAAUUAAAUAUUGUUAAGUACAAAUUUUGAAUGAUUUCUGAAUGACACUUGUUAUUCGUAAGAAAUUUCUCAAUAUAUGUAAUAAAGUCAGUUCCAGACCUCACUAAAUAACAGGUGAAGCUCAUAACUUGAUAGUUGAUAAGUUGAUAGUUAUAGAAUGAAAGUAUAUAUUUUAUUUUUUGUUAUGUUCAAUAUUCACAAGGGCUUCAAAAGUGACUGCCAUUAUAAUGAAAACCCAGUAAAAUCAAUGAAUUAUAUAAUGCAAUGCAACGAAUAUCAAGACAAAUGACUAAAACUAGCAUAUAGUG
Messenger RNA from Ruditapes philippinarum (Manila clam), 1251 nucleotides. RefSeq names its product growth factor receptor-bound protein 2-like. Gene Ontology annotation, molecular function: protein binding. The coding region runs from base 31 to 555 and encodes 174 amino acids. The record is from RefSeq and is a predicted model, not a curated record. NCBI's taxonomy places the organism in Eukaryota, Metazoa, Mollusca, Bivalvia, Venerida, Veneridae. The transcript has 5 exons.